Molecule: messenger RNA, 936 nt
Organism: Echinops telfairi (small Madagascar hedgehog)
Lineage: Eukaryota; Metazoa; Chordata; Mammalia; Afrosoricida; Tenrecidae
Product: olfactory receptor 8D2-like
Exons: 1
Coding region: 1-936 (311 amino acids)
Biological process (GO): G protein-coupled receptor signaling pathway; sensory perception of smell
Cellular component (GO): membrane
Molecular function (GO): olfactory receptor activity; G protein-coupled receptor activity; odorant binding
Source: RefSeq, a predicted model, not a curated record
AUGGCCACUUCAAACCAUUCCUCAAUAACUGCAUUUGUCCUCGAAGGGUUAACAAAAUGCCCAGAGCUCCAACUGCCACUCUUUCUUCUCUUUUUUGGAAUAUAUGUGAUCACAGUGGUUGGGAACCUGGGCAUGAUCAUUUUAAUUACUGUCAGUUCUCAACUUCACUCUCCAAUGUAUUAUUUUCUCAGUCAUUUGUCAUUCAUUGAUCUCUGUUACUCCUCUGUCAUUACCCCUAAGAUGCUAGUGAACUUUGUGUCAGAGAAGAACAUUAUCUCCUUCCUGGAGUGUAUGGCUCAGCUUUAUUUCUUCCUUAUUUUUGUAAUUGCAGAAGGCUACCUUCUUACAGCCAUGGCAUAUGACCGCUAUGUUGCUAUCUGUAGCCCACUGCAUUAUAAUACUAUUAUGUCUCAUAGGGUCUGUUCUAUAAUGAUGGGCGUAGUAUAUUCACUGGGGUUCUUUGGGGCCACAGUCCAUACUACUCGCAUGUCAAUGUUGUCCUUUUGUGGGUCUCAUAUUAUCAGUCACUAUUUUUGUGAUAUUCUUCCUCUGUUGACUCUCUCUUGUUCCAGUACCCGCAUUAAUGAGAUUUUACUAUUUAUUAUUGGAGGUGUUAAUACUUUAGCACCUACCCUGGCUGUUCUCAUUUCUUACGCUUUCAUUCUCUCCAGUAUCCUUCGUAUUCAUUCCACUGAAGGCCGAUCCAAAGCCUUUGGCACUUGCAGCUCCCACCUCAUGGCUGUGGGGAUCUUUUUUGGGUCUAUAACGUUCAUGUACUUUAAGCCUCCUUCUAGCAAUCAUAUGGAACAGGAGAAAGUAUCCUCAGUGUUUUACACUACAGUGAUCCCCAUGCUAAAUCCCUUGAUCUACAGUCUGAAGAACAAGAAUGUGAAGGAUGCACUGAGAAAAGUAGUUGGGGGAAGGGAGUCAUCCUGA